Molecule: messenger RNA, 1788 nt
Organism: Drosophila bipectinata
Lineage: Eukaryota; Metazoa; Arthropoda; Insecta; Diptera; Drosophilidae
Gene: Slu7
Product: Pre-mRNA-splicing factor Slu7
Biological process (GO): mRNA splicing, via spliceosome
Cellular component (GO): spliceosomal complex
Molecular function (GO): pre-mRNA 3'-splice site binding
Source: RefSeq, a predicted model, not a curated record
AUACAUCAAAUUUCAGAAAAGUAAAUAAAUAAAAUAGCAACAAAAUGAGUUCGGGGCCUAUGCGCACGCCCGUUUCGCAGAUCAUCCACAACAAGGAUGAUCAGGAUGCCGACGAGGAACCAAAGAAGAAGUCGCGCGAAGACUGGCGCAAGGCUAAGGAGCUUGAGGAGGCCCGAAAGGCCGGUACAGCUCCAGCUGCCGUUGACGAAGAGGGUCGCGACAUCAAUCCGCACAUUCCCCAAUAUAUUUCGAAUGCCCCCUGGUACUAUGGAUCCCAGGGCCCCACGCUGAAGCACCAGCGGCCACAGCAUGAGGACGAACGGGGCCAGCUUGACAAACGUGGACCGAAGGGUCUGGACACUACACGGAUUGUUACCAAAUUCCGGAAAGGUGCUUGCGAGAACUGUGGUGCCCUUACACAUAAGCGGAAGGACUGCUUGGAGAGACCCCGUAAGGUGCAGGCUAAAUAUGCAGAGUCUAUCCUUGUACAUGACGAGCAUCUGGUUAACGAUGAAGCUGUUAACUACGAUGAGAAGCGGGAUCGCUGGAGUAGCUAUGAUCCUGCUAACCACCGGGAGAUCAUCGAGGAGUACGAGAAGGUAGAGGAGGCCAAACGACAACUGAAAGCCGAGAAACUCAAGAAUGAUCCUGAUGCCGAAAUAUCCGACGAGGAAGGUAACGAGGACAAGUAUGUAGACGAAGUUGAUAUGCCUGGCACCAAGGUGGACUCCAAACAGCGUAUCACAGUGCGAAACUUGCGAAUUCGCGAGGACACAGCGAAAUAUCUGAGAAACUUGGACCCUAACUCUGCAUAUUACGAUCCCAAAACGCGCUCCAUGCGUGAUAAUCCCAAUCCACAAGUUCCUGCAGAAGAGGCUGAGUUUGCUGGCGAAAACUUUGUACGUUUCUCAGGAGACACCACAGCGCAGGCGACCGCCCAGCUAUUUGCCUGGGAAGCGCAUGGUAAGGGAGUCGAUGUACAUCUGCUGGCAGAACCCACCAAGUUGGAGUUGCUCCAAAAAGAGUAUGAGCAAAAGAAAGAACAGUUCAAGUCAAGUACAAAAACACACAUUGUGGAGAAAUACGGCGGUGAGGAGCAUCUGCAGGUGCCUCCCAAGUCGCUUCUGCUCGCACAGACGGAGGAGUAUAUCGAGUAUUCCCGCAGUGGCAAGGUUAUUAAAGGCGUGGAGAAACCAAAAGCGCGUAGUAUCUACGAAGAGGAUGUUUACAUCAACAACCACACAACAGUUUGGGGAAGCUUUUGGAAUGCCGGUCGUUGGGGCUACAAAUGCUGCAAGUCCUUCAUCAAGAACUCAUACUGCGUGGGCAUGCAGGAACCUGAGGGUUAUUCAGAAGCACAUCCCACAAGCUCCACAUCGGUAGCUGCACCAGAAGCCACUCAUAUUCCACCUAGAUUGACAGAAAAUACUCCCGAAAAGCCCGCCUCCGAAGUAGACUCAGCGCCAAGUUCGGAAUCUUCGUCCUCCGAGGAAGAGGUGAAGCCUGAGAAAAAGAAGUCUAAGAAGAAAUCGAAGAAGGGCGAAAAGAAGAAGAAGGCCAAGGAGCAGCGAAAGCAGAAAGAAAAGCACAAGGAGAAGGAAAAGAAAAAUAUCAUUUCAGAGGAGCUGGACGACCGCAAGCGACCUUACAACAGCAUGUAUGAUGUAAAGGCACCCACAGAGGACGAAAUCGAAGAGUGGAAAAAGAAGCGUCCUCGUGCAGAAGAUCCCAUGCUCCAAUUUAUGUAGACAAACUAUUAAAAUUAAUAAAUUUUAUAAAAUUGUAAAG